UACGCACACGAUCUGCAACGACGGUGGAGCAUACCUUGCGUGGUCAAUGGGGGAGGCUUUGCCUGCGCUUGUUUUGCUUUCUGUGUAGCAGACAUGUCGAUAUGAAAGAGCCGGACUUGGAAAAUCAGCAGAAGAUGAAUUGUGUGAUCCCCGCCGUGCGAUUGGUCGGCGUCAUCUUCCCGGCAUCCUCCGGCGUUGCGAGCUUCGGCGCUUACUGGCAUCGAGUUGUCCCGCCAUCGCCGACAACGUUGAGCACGAGGGGGUCGUCGCGCUCCCAAGCACCUUGACCACAACCAUCACCAUUCCGAUACCAUGUCUUUCCUCCGAGCGUUCGUGACUGCAGGACCAUCCAUGCGGGUGGUCGCGACUCGCCUUGCCCCGUCCCGUACAUCCGCCGUGCUCACCUACCGAUUACUCUCUACCUCCUCUCGUCGCUGUGCUGUCGACCCAUCCACGCAACAAACAGGGCCGAAAGACUAUAUCACAGAGUCCGUUGCCCCACGCUCGCUCGGGACGGAGGCCUCCAUGUACACUGCCGCCGACGAGAUCGACAAGCACUAUGACCCCUACAAGGAUGGCCCCGGGGCGGUAGAAAAGGCCGUUCAUCUUUUCUUUCUCACAGAGAUUCUGCGAGGAAUGUGGAUUGUCCUCGAGCAGUUCUUCAGGCCACCAUACACGAUCAUGUAUCCCUUCGAGAAGGGACCCCUCUCCCCCCGUUUCCGCGGUGAGCAUGCUCUGCGAAGAUACCCGUCCGGCGAAGAGCGCUGUAUCGCCUGCAAGCUCUGCGAGGCCAUCUGCCCUGCUCAAGCUAUAACUAUCGAGAGCGAAGCCCGAGCAGACGGCUCGCGGCGGACCACGAGAUAUGAUAUCGACAUGACCAAGUGUAUCUAUUGCGGAUUCUGUCAGGAGGCCUGCCCUGUGGACGCUAUUGUGGAGACACAAAAUCAGGAGUUCUCGACGGAAACACGCGAAGAAUUGUUGUACAACAAGGAGAAGCUGCUUUCGAACGGAGACAGGGCCGAAGCCGAGAUUGCAGCGAACCUGCACGCGGACCAUGUCUAUCGGUAGGACGUGGGAGGCGUGGAGCGAGUAAGCGCGAGAAGCAUGGGCGCGGUCCGCCACAAAGGAGGUCUCGAAGACUCGUUGGGGUCCUCUGUACAUAUUCUGUCGCGGGAUGGCUGCGUAUCAUCUUUCUGUUGCCCUGAAAUAGCUGCCCCAUUGUGACUAGUUGGGAACCGCCGGCAUCGAGGAAGGUGUGUGUGAAUUGAACUCUGUUUGUUAUGUAGGGCGGUGUCAAGGGAGGCGCUGAUUAUUGUCCAUGAAUUGAUAUUGGUGCUGUGCGGACUUCG
Molecule: messenger RNA, 1349 nt
Organism: Laetiporus sulphureus 93-53
Lineage: Eukaryota; Fungi; Basidiomycota; Agaricomycetes; Polyporales; Laetiporaceae
Product: NADH-quinone oxidoreductase
Exons: 6
Coding region: 313-1068 (251 amino acids)
Biological process (GO): mitochondrial electron transport, NADH to ubiquinone; mitochondrial respiratory chain complex I assembly
Cellular component (GO): membrane
Molecular function (GO): 4 iron, 4 sulfur cluster binding; NADH dehydrogenase activity
Source: RefSeq, a predicted model, not a curated record